Molecule: messenger RNA, 2763 nt
Organism: Coffea eugenioides
Lineage: Eukaryota; Viridiplantae; Streptophyta; Magnoliopsida; Gentianales; Rubiaceae
Product: F-box/LRR-repeat protein 3
Exons: 7
Coding region: 470-2419 (649 amino acids)
Biological process (GO): SCF-dependent proteasomal ubiquitin-dependent protein catabolic process
Cellular component (GO): SCF ubiquitin ligase complex
Molecular function (GO): protein binding
Source: RefSeq, a predicted model, not a curated record
CCAGCUGCCUCCACCACUUAUCACCUCCCCUUUGCCCCACCAUUUCACACCCAAAAACACACUAAACACACACAGUUAACACCCAAGCACGGUCAUCCUCCCCCACGAUCCAAUCAACCCACCAUUUCACACCCAAACACCCACUAAACACACACAGUUAACACCAAAACACGGUCAUCCUCAUCCACGAUCCAAUCCUGUGUGUUAUGAUAGGUUUGUUAGACAAGUAGCUCAAACUGGCAAACUUCAAGAAACCUCAAAACUCACAUAAACCUUAACUACUUCAAGAGAAAAAUGACACCUUUGGUCCGAAAAACACGUUUUGGCUCAUCUCGCUCGGUUUCCUCUUCAACCCUUGAACCCCUGCUCAACCUCCGCCUACUCUUCCUCUUCGUCCCCACCUUAAAACUACUGCUUCAUUUUUCCAAGAAUCCCAAAACAACCCCAGAAUUGUUAUCAUAUUACUAAUAUGGACAUCUCUACCGCAGGAGGCCUACUGUUUUUGCUCAACGAAGACCUUUUGACUCGAAUCUACUCUUUUCUCUCCGGUGACUCCUCCGACAAGAAAUCCUUCCGGGCUACUUGCAAAACCUUCUAUCGUGUGGAUUCUCUUCAGAGAACCCAUUUGAGAAUCCUCCGCCCGGAGUUUCUCCCCCAGCUUCUUUCGAAAUUCCCUUGUCUUAACUCCCUUGACUUCUCCGGCUGCCCCCGCAUCGAUGACGGCGCUUUGGCCGUCCUCCUCCGAAAUGGGUCGGUCCCAUUUUGGGCUACGAAGUUGAGGAGGGCGGUUUUGAGUCGGUCUUGUGGGUUAGGAUAUUACGGGCUGGACAUUCUGGUUAAGUCUUGUCCUGUACUGGAGAUUAUCGACGUCUCGUAUUGCUGCACAUUCGGCGAUUUGGAGGCUUCUGCGAUCUCUUGUGCUGCGAAUUUGAGGGAUUUGAGGCUUGAUAAGUGUCUUGGUGUAACUGAUGUUGGGUUGGCUAAGAUCGCUGUGGGCUGUGGAAGACUUGAAAAGCUUAGUUUGAAGUGGUGCUUGGAGAUAACUGAUAUUGGGAUCGAUCUUUUGUCCAAGAAAUGUUCAAAUUUGAAGCAACUUGACGUUUCUUACCUAAAGGUAACAAAUGAGGCUUUGCGUUCGAUUAGUAGGAUAAGUAAGUUGGAGGUAUUGGCGAUGAUGAGGUGUGGAAUGGUGGAUGAUGUUGGGCUGAGGUAUCUGGGAAAAGGGUGCCCUUUGUUGCAGGUACUGGACAUAUCACGAUGUGACAAGCUGAGCUCCACUUCAAUUGUUUCAGUUAUCAAAGGACAUAAUGGCUUGAUAGAGCUCCAUGCUAGCUACUGUUUCUUUGAGCUUCACCUGACCCCAUAUUGUCUCUCCUUGGAGUUAAAGAAUAUAAAGACUCUAACACUCGAUGGAGCACGGAUUGCUCAUUCUAGCUUCCAACUUAUCAGCACAAGUUGCAAGUUUUUGGUUGAAAUUGGACUUGGGAAAUGCAAAGGGGUAACAGACAAUGGCAUUUUGCAGCUAGUAUCUGGGUGCAUUAAUUUGAAAAUGCUCAACUUGACGUGUUGCGGUGACAUUACAGACAUGGCAAUAACAGGAAUAGCAGAAUCCUGUCAGAAUCUUGUGUGCCUUAAGUUAGAGUGUUGUAAUUUAUUGACUGAGAAGAGCCUAUAUAGUCUUGGAUCAUUUUCCUACCUACUUGAGGAACUUGAUCUCACAGAUUGUUCUGGUGUUACUGACUUAGGGCUCGGCUAUUUGUCUAGAUGUUCAAAGCUUGUAUGCUUGAAACUGGGGCUGUGUACUAACAUCUCAGACAAGGGAAUAUCCUAUAUUGCUUCUUGCUGCACAAAAACCUGUGAACUUGAUCUCUACAGGUGUUCAGGAGUUGGGGAUGAUGCAUUAGCUUCAUUGUCAGUUGGUUGCAAGAAGUUAAAGAAGCUGAACUUGUCUUACUGCAAUAAAAUAACCGAUAGAGGGAUGAAAUUUUUGGGUCACAUAGAGGUUCUUUCUGAUCUGGAGAUACGGGGUUUGCUGAACAUAACAAGCGAAGGUUUGACAGCAGUUGCGGCUGGAUGCAAGAGACUUGCGGAAUUGGACAUUAAACACUGUGAGAACAUUGAUGAUUCAGGGUUUUGGGCUCUUGCCCACUACUCAAGGAACUUGCGACAGCAGAUCAAUUUGAGCAAUUGUGCCAUUAGAGACGUGGGACUCUGCAUGGUGAUGGGAAAUUUGACACGGCUGCAGGAUGCAAAGUUGGUCAACCUCAUCAAUGUAACAGUAAAUGGAUUUGAGCUUGCUCUUAGGGCAUGCUGCGUGAGGCUCAAGAAGGUCAAGUUGCUUACUUCCCUUAGAUUUCACUUAUCCCAGGAGAUAGUUGAGAUGCUAGCAGCAAGGGGCUGCAGGGUUAGAUGGGACUAGGCCUUCCACAAUAAUUUACAACUAGAUGUGUGCAGCUUCAUAUUAUAGAUUAUACAUAUUAUACAUGCAACAGAAAAGAAACUCGUAGUAGCAACUGGGAAAUUGGAAUGAAGAACGUUAAUGGUGUUGUAAAAGGCCUCAAGCCACAAAAUAAGGCCUCAAGCACAUGUAUUCGUAUGAUUUUUAUUCUAUUAUCGAGUAGAAAACACUAAGGGGUUGGUUAAUUGCAGUCUAAUGAUCUAAUCUGUAUUAAAUGAUGAACGGUUUUAUCUGUGCAUUGGAACAGUUGAAAAACGCCCAAGAGAUUUGUGGAAUUUGCAUCCUAAUCUGGGGUUUCUUGCAUA